Messenger RNA from Tigriopus californicus, 7920 nucleotides. RefSeq lists its product as uncharacterized. Gene Ontology annotation, biological process: tRNA wobble uridine modification. The transcript is spliced from 6 exons. Lineage: Eukaryota; Metazoa; Arthropoda; Copepoda; Harpacticoida; Harpacticidae. Gene Ontology annotation, cellular component: nucleus; cytoplasm. The coding region runs from base 152 to 6784 and encodes 2210 amino acids. The record is from RefSeq and is a predicted model, not a curated record. Gene Ontology annotation, molecular function: tRNA binding; S-adenosylmethionine-dependent methyltransferase activity.
CAGCAAGAAUCGCGGCGACUUGCAGUUGAUGGCAGUCAGCACCAUGAAGUGGCGUUUCAAACACAUUUUGCACCUGAUUCCCAACCAUUGUGCUCAAUUUCAAUAUUAAUGUCUCAAUCUUGGGCCGCACUACUCCAAGCCUCGGGCGAUAAUGCAUCAGAACUACACGAGCACAGAGUCCUUGACAUCCGUGUUCAGCCAGGCUCUGUCCAUCAUCUCCAGGGACUCCAAUCCAAGGCUUGAUCAAAGGACCUCGUCUUGGGAUAGUGAGGCUCCUUCAUGGUCUUCGAGGUCGAGACAGCCCAGUCCCGGCAUUCAAAAGACAAGAAAAUUGUCCCAGGACGAGGAGGAUUACAUCCGGAAAGAACGUGAUGCUCGAUCACUUGCCAUUGAGAAAGCCUACGUGCAUGACGUGUAUGAGCAGAUCUCCCAGCACAUCUCAGACUCACGAUACCGAGCAUGGCCCCGAGUUAAGCAAUUCCUUCAGGAGCUCGAACCCGGAUCUCUUGUUUGCGAUGUUGGAUGUGGAAGUGGAAAAUAUCUGAAUGUCAACCCCUUGGUGUUCAACAUUGGUUCUGACCGUUGCCAAGCGUUGGCCAACAUCGCGCGUGAAAAGGAUCAUGAGAUUGUUCAUUGUGAUAAUCUGGCACUUCCAUUCCGAGAUGAGACUUUGGAUGCUGUUCUGUCUGUGGCGGUUAUCCAUCACAUUGCCACAGUAGAAAGACGGGUCAGGGCCCUCCGAGAAUUGGCUAGAGUCCUAAGAGUGGGUGGGCGGGUCAUGAUUAGUGUUUGGGCCAUGGAACAGCGUCAUCGAAAGUUUGAGAGCCAAGACGUGCUCAUUCCUUGGCAUCGACCAGCACCUUCUUCCACUGGCCAUGCCCAAAUUUCUUCCCAAACUAGUUCCACGCCUCAAUCCCAAUUCGAUUCUUCCACACACCUGAAUCUUCCUCAUGGACAUGGACAGUAUUCCACCACUACCACUGCCUCGGAAGAUGAUGUAAAUCACUAUCAUGCAUACACGCAGACAUCCGACAGCAGUAGUGUGGCAGACCAAAAGAGUGCUAUGAUUGGGCCGAGGAAUCAAUUUCGGAGACGAGGUCGAGGUCGAAACCGAGGUCGGUCUAUAGAUCCAGAUGGAGACUUUCCGCCUUAUCAGAGCAGCUCGGACUUGUCUUCCCCGAAUGAAACUUGUUACAGUUUUGUUCGAAGGGCCAUGCAGAAGCUUUCUAACCAAAAGAAGCAAAUUCGCGGGACUCACGAUCUCAUGGAAAACAAUUCUGCUCAAUUAGCCCGUUUCCCUUGGUUCAGCUUAUCGGGCUUGGAGCAACUGGCCACAAUGCGAGGAACUUACUUACCUGAUGACCAAAGAUUUGGUGAAGAGGUGCACCGUGACGGACUCUCGCGAGAUGACAGUGGGGAGUCCGGUGAAAGCGUCGGUGAUGUUCCCAUAGAGUUACGACACUUAGAAGGGGAUUUUUAUGACGCUGAUAACCAGGAGGUCUUCAACGCUCUCCAAGAUGAUGAUUCAACUUCCCUCUUGUUUAACCGUGGUGACCUGACAUCCAAUUUGAUGUCGUUUUUGGGAGGCUUGCAAAGCAAAUCUCGAAGCCUUGAUGAUAUCAAGGAUCCUUCAAGCAAAAAGCAAGCUAAACCGAAGCUAGUCAAAAUUGGACGGGCAAACACCUACGAAGACAAGUCUACACUCACCCGUCAGGACACACCUAAUGAGUUGUUGAUGGCUUAUGAGCCCCCAAAUAAUGAGGAUGGAGAAGAUGAAUUUGGCCUCGACGGUGACCUUGAUGAUGGAGUUGGCAUUCCUGAUGACUUACAACACCACGCACUUUUCAAAGAUUGUAAGUCGUCCACCAGGAGUGUAUCAUUGAAAUCUUUCGAUAUGUCAUUGAAAUCUGCUGGAUCUUUGUCCAGUCUAUCCUCCGGCAAAUCCAUGAAGAGUAAUUUCAGUAUCCAAUCUGACUCGGGCCUGGUGCCUCAUAAACCAUUGGGAAUAUCGUCUAGCCAUCCAACAAUAACAAACACAACUGUGAUCUCCAAUGGCUCAAUGGUGAAAGUGUUGGAAACAAAGAACACACCUUCUCAAGCAGCAGCAAAGAAAUUACUUGGAGCCCGGAACUGGGAAAGUGACUCCAAUUUAAGCAAGACUCAUGCUCAUGCUUUGAGUGGUGCCAGUAGAAGAUCCAGGGCCAGAACGAUUAGUGAACAUCAUGAUCGAGGAUCCAGAGGGCUGCAUCAGUUCCCUUUGGGAGAAAAAGAAAAGUCAAAAGCAAUGUUGAGUGUUGAAAGCAAGCUCAUGAAAGCCAUAAAAGAAGUCAAUGAAAGUGAUAUUAGUGAGACAUCUACCCCAUUAAGUAGCCCUUUACCACAAUCUCUAGAGAAGGCUUCUUCUCCCAAAGACUCCAACGCAAGCAUGAAGGAUGUUGACAAGCCAAAGGACUUUCUCCACUUGGAAAAGAGGCCAUCUCGCCCACAACUUGUGAAGCAAAAACAGAGUUUCCAUUUCCCCGACCAAGAUGAAGCCGAGGGAUUGGAACCCAAUCCAACUGUUGUCAUAAGUAAUACAGAGGGUGAUUCAGUGCCGUGUAAUGUGUUUGGGCCUCAAAGUGAGGUCGAGGACAAGUCUUACCUGAAAGGUACUGACUUGCCAUCGCCCAGUUUGUCCAAAAGAGCCUCGUCCUUGGGCUCAGAAGAGCUGCGAGAACGAAUCGGAGUGAAAAAACAAGCUUCUCUUAACGAUGAACUGUUAUCCAGGGAGAGAUAUCAAGCCAAUGUAGAAAUGCGGAGGCGGAUUCAAAAGCAGCAUUCAUUACCAAGUGAACCAGGUCUUCAGCGGCAGAAGAGCCUUAAGGAUAGUUUCUUGACAGUUCUGUCCAAAGCCACUCAACUGGAAAGCUUGAGGUCAAGUUGGUCCAUGAUGAAGUCUGGGGCCAAUCAUUCGGAAAUGGGUGCCCACGAUCGUAAACCAGACACCAUUACGGAGGAGCCCGAGGUUCUUGCCGAUGAAGAAUUGGCCACCUCAAAAGAUCCUAGGCCUCAAACUGGGGUUGAUGAACAAGCCGGAGUACAAACACAAACAUUCACGUCAUCGAUUGGGCGGAUUUGGCAGAUUUGGACAAGGAGUGGAGUGGAAGAAGGCUCGUUUACCCACAAAAGAGGGGUGACCAUCCAGCCCAUAAAUGUUGGUGGAAAAGAACUUCAAGGCAUUGAUGGAGCGACAAGAAGAAGUAUUUUCCAAAGGCGACGAGGAGGAUCCUCUCCCAUUAGCCCUAAACAUUACGAGGCUUUAACCAAGGAAAAUGUGGACAAUAUCUCACCCACCUUGAGGCGGUGCUGUAUGGACUGCCCUGGAGGCGAGAUCUUAGUGAUGGAACGAGAGCGGAAACUUUCUAAAGGUGAGGCCUCAGAUUCAUCUUCAAAAGAUGGAAGCAUACAAAGCGAUACAUCGCUCGAUUCGGAAGACAGCCUUGUGUCUGUGAUAUUUGUUCCUCAUCCCGAGAACUCUAAAGGCUCUGUACAAGGCGAAGGCGAAUUUGGCGAGAUAGUCUUGAAGAAACAACGCUCAACGUCGAACUCCUCAGAGUCUUCGGAUUCCAUGCCCUCCGUUGGAUCUGGACGAGUAAGCCCUCUCUCUCCCAGCAAUAGACUUGGCUCUCCAGUGAAAGCCAAUGGAAAGUCUUGCAAGGGCAAUGUGACCAAAAUGGAAAUCAUCCGUCAAGGAGCUGGAUCGUUUGACGGGUCCACAGGCAAAAUGUUUGGUAGAGCCUUUAAAGAAGAAGGAAGUAAUGAUACGAUAUUCUUUGUGUCAGGAGGGCCCUUAGACGUGAUUGUUGAACGGCAUCCCGAGAUUGAAGCUGAUUUAACCGAGGAUGAGCCGAAAAUCGAAAACCCAAAGGAAUGUGAGCCAACUCCAAUACCUGAGGAAACAAAAGCCACACCAAAAGCUGAGGAGAUCUUAAGCACUACUGAAGAAUCACUCCCUCAACCUGAUACCUGCAAAAACUUGCCUUCCACGCCCAGACUGAAAAGUGCCCCCAAAAGCUUCGAAUUGGAAGAUAUCCCGGACGAAAGCCCUAUUCGCUGCAAUCCAGGCCGACUGGCCAUGAACCCUCCACAGAGACCACUAUUUCACUUUAACCCUCCACGAAGAUCCCCAAGACGUAGACGGCCUCGCUUUGACUAUCCAAUCGUUCGUCACCACCCACUAUUUGCCAAGCAGGCCAAAUCGGGAGAGAGGUCCAAUUUCUCUUCUCUUCUCUUGGGAGAGAAUGUUCGAAUAAUUCGGGGAUCAUUAUGUGACGGCUCUAGCUCUCCAACGAGUGAUGACCUUUCAUCAAGUACAGACUCUUCCAACUCAUCAUCCGGUAGACCUGCAAUAAAAAUACGCAGCUUCGAUAUCUACAACCCUGAGACUGACGAUCUUGACUCCGAUAUCUCUGACAGUGAAUCCUCUUCCUCUCAAGACUCAAACGAGAGUGUUGUGUCCGUUGUCACUGAGGAGACCUUGAAAACUAGGCAAUACGAAUUGAGAUCCAAAUCCGUUGACGAGAAACCUCUUGUUUCUUUGGAGCCCCCCACUGUGAUUAUUACCGAGGUAGAAACCAUUCCAUUUAGUGAUGGAUCCGAUUCAGAGUUAGAAAAAGUCCCUUCCUUAAUGUCGGAAGUGGCAGAACCCAGCUCAGAGGCUCAAGAGGAACUCUCGAUCGAGGUUGUGAAUGACGAACCCCAAGAUACGUUUGUAAAAAAAGCAGAGGAUCGAAGAAGAAUUCUCGAGGCUCUGUUCCAAGAAAACGAGUCAGUUCUUAUACACAUAACAAGCAGCGCCAUGUGGAAAUUAGGCAAAACCCAGCCACCAGAAGACAGCAAUAAAAUUUCGUCUCCCCCGCAAAGCCCAACUCUUCCCACGAAUGUCAUCGAUUCAUGUGACAAAGAAACGUUAUCUUCAGAAACUAAAGAUUCAACCAUGGUUGAGGACGAAAGCCCCGACCGCUCAGCUUCAGUAUCCCCUCAUAGAUCGGAUAAUACCACCCCCAAGGUUGUCCUUUCCCCGCUAAAGCCCAUUCUAAUCCCACCUCCUCAGGCUCAACCUCGAAGAAAGUUGGAUAAAGCCAGAAGUGUCAGUCCUUCAACGUUACACCGUCAAGAUCGGCAAGUGAUUGUUCGACAAUCCUCGGUUCCGAGCCGUUUUGAUGAGAUCUAUGUGAAACCCACGACCGAACUGGAAAUCAAGACGAAAAAGACGCUCAUGGCAAAGGCUCCGGCCAAGGAGGAACAAUCUGGGGACAGGAAAAUAACCCUGGCUCAUUUGGAAGUCUCUCCUACUGCUUCAUCGGAUGGAGUCAACCAAACUGGCUCGAGAGAAUCUCUCUCUGGAAGCGUGGACAGCUUAUCAUACGAAAAGAAAAGUAAAAGCCCCUCACCUAGUAGGUCUGAAGCGAGUCAUUUGAGUACAGGAAGUGACAUUGGCACUUCCUCAUCUCCUGAAGGUAAAAAACCGGACCAUUUUAAUCAGCCCUCAGUGGCCAAUCGCGCUAUUUCCAAGUCGAGUUUGAGUCGUCAAGGAUCCAAAGAUCAGGACGACCUCAGUCAGAGUUCUAAUGGGAGUACUAGACAUUCAACCCGUCUCUCUGGUCCCAGUCCAUCCACUGGAGCAAUCGCCAAAAGACGGAAGCACCCUCUAGAGAAAUCUGUCUCACUAAUGUCAGAUGACUAUGAUCCAGGAUUGCCAAGCUUGGAGGAUCUCGUCCUGACUCAAAGCUUGAUCCCCCAAGAACCCCCCUUAAGUGGCUUCAGUGAAUUGGGAGAACCCGAGUUUUUUGUCAACAAACUUAGUGAGCUUGAUCCUCGUUUCGACAAGAGCAGUGGACCAGCUAGUGGCGUCCAAAGCGACAAUGAGAGUAUUUGCGGGUUCCCUUACCGACGUUUGGAACGAAAGCGACCCGGCCGUGAAGAUUCCAUGGAGUCAAGUUCCACAUCAGCCAAAUCAUCCAUUCAGUAUAGCGAUUCUAGCUCUCUUCUUUCUCACCGCUUUUCCACGAUCUCAAUCUCCAGCAACGUGUCAAGUGAGGUGUCGUUUGGCAAUACUUCAGUUGUGUCUGGCAGUUCUUGUUAUUUGGCGUCAAUGUCGUCCGCUGAUUACGACGAUCGACCAGUUUUGGCCUCGAGCUUCUCACUUUCAGAGGCCGACGAGAAUGAGUAUCUUAGUCAGCUUCCAGAGGAAGGUGAACCCGAGGACAACCCUGGCUCGACUCUCCCGGGUGGAAUGGCAUCCAAAACACCGCAAGAAAAAAGUCGCAUGAAGGCUUUGUUCCGUCGAAACGCUGGCAAUGGUAGCACUACAGGGGUGAAGAAGCCCAUGAAAAUUACUAAUGAGUUAAGCGACGAAGAGGCCAAAAUCAAAACGGCCGAGCGUCUUCCCCGCAGCCGCAUUGGAACCGAAACCAGUAUUGAAACCAGUAUUGAAAAUCCCACGUGUGUCGCUCAAAGCUCGUUCGAGGAGGAGCUGUUCCGAGGCUUGAACCGAGAUGGCGAGGAUGGCCGACCAGACAUGAAAACCCAGCGAGAUUCCAUGAGCACCGCCAGUUCCCAAGAUUCCCUCCAUACCAACGAUGGUGGCUCCCUUACUCAUCAUCGUUACUACCAUGUGUUCAGAGAAGGCGAGCUGGAUUAUUUGAUCAACAAGUAUGUUCAAAACCUGCAUAUCAUUAGCUCAUAUUACGACCAUGCCAAUUGGUGUAUCGUGGCUGAGAAAGUCAAUGUUUGGACCAUUUGAAUAGCCCGGAUAUUAAAUCUUAAAGAGUCAACAAAGAGGGCUUCUAAAGCACAUUCGUAGAAGCUUGCGAAUAAAAUUGGAUUUGCUUUACCCCAGUUCCGAUUCAAUGGGUCUCCUUGGUCUCAUGAACCAUCGCGAACUCUGUCGCCCAAACAGCAACAAGAUUCGAUUUUCAUAGAGAGAAACAAGCAAACUGAAGCACUUGAUAAUCUCAUUUUUCGCUUUUCGCACCUUUGAAGCCCUUACUAAGGACAACUAAUUGACAACAUCGUAGUCUUAUUUGGCCCUCGGGCUGGUAAUCUUGAUCCGUAUUCUGUAUUCCUGCUUAUUCUUUUCCAUACCAAUUGAUAAUUUAGUCGUAUUAGAUUUUGUGUUGCGCUCUACAUAUUGAUAUUUGUUAAUUUCAUCAAAUAGUGAUAAUAAUCCAACCCGUUUGCUACUCUUUGGAUCUACCUAGUGCAACAAUUUAUUUAAGCGCUUUCUAAAAAUUGCAAAAAAAAGAUUCGUUGGACUUGAGUAAAUUGAAUCGGAAACAACGCAUAUCCAACCUCUGAUACGGAUCCUCCUCGUUUAUGCUAAAGUGUUCUUAAUUGUUGUUCGUAUCUUACUUCACCCAUUUUGGAGCGGCCUUAUUUCACCAGAAACUGAUGUCAUUCUCUUGUCUCCAACAAUAUCUUCACCUUAUCUCCUAUCAAAAGUCAUGAAAUCGAUAUGUACGAAAACGGCAUCAAAUGUAUCGCUUUCUCUCUCUAUGAUUCUAUGAUCUAUAUAAACGAGCCCAUCGAUCCCACCCAAACUAAUAUUGGAACAAUCAUGGCGACUGCGAGCCUCAAAUUAAGGUUUGCAAAGUUUGUCUCAAAUUCAAAGGAAAACACAAUUCCUUUUACUAUUUGAGGAUUCAAUGUCCUUCCUCCCCCUACCAUCUCAAUGUGAACGAAAUGUCAAAAGGAUGCUUUUGGAACAAACACUACUUGGAAUCUUAUAAUAAAGUCCUGAUCUCUAACCUGAAACAUCGGACCUGGUCGAAUAAUAGACAGUACAAAGCAGCACAGCCAAUCUCUUGGAAAGUUUCUGAUUAUUUCAUGUGUGAUGGUUGAGCUCGUGUACUCUUAAUAUAAUAAAAUUAUUUCCCAGUC